AUGACCGACAGUGGACUUAGUGAUCCUCAAGAGGAUUCUCAGAAGGAUUUGGAAAAUGUCCUAGCAGGAAAUUCUCAGACAGAGGAGACCACAGUCACAGCGAGUGCCACCAAAGAAGCUCAGGCCCCAAACCCUGCCUCUGGUCUUCACAAAGACCACCAAUGGGUAGAGGUAAUAGGUCCGGGAAGUGCAGACACAGGUGAUAAAUCAGAAAGUCCAGAUGAAGCAGCUGCUGGGGAGUACCCAAAGGAUGGAACAGAACAUGAGAGCAACUGGAGUUCUCAGGAUGGAGAGCAAGGGCGUCAUUUCCACCCAGGAAGUCCCUGGGAAGAGCUCUUGGAUCCAAAUCCUAACUGCUCUCCAUGUGACAAGGUAGGAAGAGCAGAUGCCCAGGUGGGGAGCUGCUCUGCAGCCCUCCCUGAGGAAGUGAGUUUCAGAAUCAGAGCUUCCCAGGAACCACCUGCUCCAGACUCCCAGGAUGUCCAGGGUCCCGGUCAUUCCAGCGCGGGGCUGGCGAGUCAGGACACACUGAGGAGGCGGCUGGCGGCACCAGGGGCUGGAAGCCAUCUACAAGAAGCACAAAAAUUGGAAGAAAACAAUGAGAAUGCACAGGAUGCCAGAAGAAAGACAUUGAGAUAUUUAGAGCUCUGAUACAUUAUUUUUGCCCUCUUGGCCAUGGGUCUGUGUAUUUUUUUGGGAAGUGCAAUUAGUAGCUACUAUUCUUCGCAAGCCCAGCAAGUGCACAGAAAUCCAGCUUUAGAGGCCUUCUUGGCUCGGUUCACUCAGUUGAAGGAUAAAUUUCCAGGCCAGAGUUCCUUCCUCUGGCAGAGGGGACGUAAGUUCCUGCAGAAGCACCUCAAUGUUUCAAACCCCACGGAGCCAGCCACCAUCAUACUUACAGCAGCUCGAGAGGGAAGAGAGACCCUAAAGUGCCUCAGCCACUACGUCGCAGAUGCCUACACCUCUUUCCAGCAAGUCUCUGCCAUUCAGAUCGAUGGGGCUGCCAGAACCUUGCAGGACAGUGACACGGUCAAGCUGUUGGUUGACCUUGAGCUGAGCACUGGGUUUGAGAAUGGCCAAAAGGCUGCUGUGGUGCACCGCUUUGAAUCCCUGCCAGCUGGCUCCACCUUGAUAUUCUAUAAGUAUUGUGACCAUGAGAAUGCAGCCUUUAAAGAUGUGGCCCUAGUCCUUACUGUUUUACUAGAGGAGGAAACAUUAGAAGCAAAUGUAGGUCCAAGAGAAACUGAAGAGAAAGUGAGGGAUUUGCUCUGGGCCAGAUUUACCAACUCGGACACUCCCAGCUCCUUCAACCACAUGGACUCAGACAAACUGAGUGGGCUCUGGAGUCGGAUUUCCCACCUGGUACUGCCUGUCCAGCCAGUAAGGAUCAUAGAAGAACGGGGGUGCCCUUUCAUGUUAAUUUGUUUGAAACUGGAUCUAAACAAGUUCCACAAAUUGUAUUUGAUUGAUUCUCAGAAGGAUUUGGAAAAUGUCCUAGCAGGAAAUUCUCAGACAGAGGAGACCACAGUCACAGCGAGUGCCACCAAAGAAGCUCAGGCCCCAAACCCUGCCUCUGGUCUUCACAAAGACCACCAAUGGGUAGAGGUAAUAGGUCCGGGAAGUGCAGACACAGGUGAUAAAUCAGAAAGUCCAGAUGAAGCAGCUGCUGGGGAGUACCCAAAGGAUGGAACAGAACAUGAGAGCAACUGGAGUUCUCAGGAUGGAGAGCAAGGGCGUCAUUUCCACCCAGGAAGUCCCUGGGAAGAGCUCUUGGAUCCAAAUCCUAACUGCUCUCCAUGUGACAAGGUAGGAAGAGCAGAUGCCCAGGUGGGGAGCUGCUCUGCAGCCCUCCCUGAGGAAGUGAGUUUCAGAACCAGAGCUUCCCAGGAACCACCUGCUCCAGACUCCCAGGAUGUCCAGGGUCCCGGUCAUUCCAGCGCGGGGCUGGCGAGUCAGGACACACUGAGGAGGCGGCUGGCGGCACCAGGUGAGAACCCACUGAAAGACUAUCCUGCUUUCCAUAGCUCUGCUACUGAGAACAGAACUUAA
Orycteropus afer afer is the source of this 2049-nucleotide messenger RNA. It is a transcript of the gene TOR1AIP2, whose product is annotated as torsin 1A interacting protein 2. Gene Ontology annotation, molecular function: ATPase activator activity. The record is from RefSeq and is a predicted model, not a curated record. Lineage: Eukaryota; Metazoa; Chordata; Mammalia; Tubulidentata; Orycteropodidae. Gene Ontology annotation, biological process: endoplasmic reticulum organization; membrane organization. Gene Ontology annotation, cellular component: endoplasmic reticulum; membrane.